This is a messenger RNA of Branchiostoma floridae (Florida lancelet), 2854 nucleotides long. Its product is annotated as probable thiopurine S-methyltransferase. Bases 277 to 1002 code for a protein of 241 amino acids. Gene Ontology annotation, molecular function: thiopurine S-methyltransferase activity. The record is from RefSeq and is a predicted model, not a curated record. Lineage: Eukaryota; Metazoa; Chordata; Leptocardii; Amphioxiformes; Branchiostomatidae. The transcript has 9 exons.
GGUUGAAACUGCCAUGCAGGGUUUUACUGUACAAAGGAAUGUUCGAGGUGGUUUGGAGCUGGCGUUGGAGAGAGAUCGCCGCGAAAACAGCGAACAUAAAAGGUCCCCAAACAUUUCCGUUUUUAGGGUAAGUCAGGAGGUCAGAGGUCAGGGCGCUGACCUAGCGUACGAAGAGCAUACCUGCCGGAAGGAUUGCUGCAGUCGCCAAGCUUCUGAGCUCAAGGUGCGUUCUGAGGAGUCUUGUUCUAACAAGCACAAACAGUCUUCAGGGACACCAUGGCGGCUAAGGACGAUAGUAUACCGAGCGAGAAACCUGGCGUGGUCAAUCUGCCUCAAUGGGAGCAGGGCUGGCAGAAGGCAACGGAUGCUGGAAAGGAUCCGCAAUUCCAUGUAAAAAAUGUCCAUCCGAUAUUGUCCAAGCACCUGGAACAGCUGACAGGAGGAAGGUCUGGACUGAAGUUCCUGUUUCCUCUGUGUGGAAAAGCUAUGGACAUGAAGUGGCUUGCUGACCAGGGACAUACCAUUGUUGGUGUGGAUGGGGUGGAGGAUGCUGCACGGCAGUUUUUUCAGGAGAACGCAAUUCAGCCAACAGUGACAGAGGUGCCUGCACUGAAUGGGAAACUUUACCAGGGAAUGGAAGGCAGGAUCUCCAUCUAUAUUUGUGACUACUUCAACUUCAGCAGCGAAGUCAAAGGCCAGUUUGAUGCCAUAUGGGACAGGGGAGCAUUCGUGGCCAUCAAUGAAGUAGAUCGGGAAAAGUACAUCCGACUGAUGAAGGCUUUGCUGAAGCCUGAUGGGAGGUGUCUGAUGGAGGUCAUGCAGUAUGAGCCCAGCUUGUUCCCAGGUCCACCCCACAAUGUGCCAACGGAUGAACUAAAACAACUUCUGGGUGAUUACAACAUGGCCCUUCUGGACACUGUGGACCACACAGAAAGGCUGGGGAAACUGUUUAACCUUCCCUGGAUCAACACGGCAUACUUUCUCAUCAAGGCGUCAAACUGAUGUGCGGUGAAGACUUCUCAAUUCCACUUAGUUUUGACUAACUGCACUUAAUGCACAUUUAAGGUAUGAUGGCAAGUAGUGCUGCGUACCUAAACUCAAGUUCAGGGUCAAGACCGGAUUCAGGUUCAAGUCCGUAUACAGAUCCACAGGGUAAAGUUCAGGUCAGUACAUCAUAUAUGUCUGGACCUGAGCCCAUGUGAAAUACUUUUUCGGAUGUGUAAAAUUGCAUCAUGGCAUAGAUUUUGCAACUUAUAUACAGUCAGUUACUAGUGUGUAGUAAACAUAGCAAACACUACUACCUGACAGUAAUAAACACAAAAACAGAAAUGUUUUUGCCAGCUUGAGCACAAAUUUCACAAUUUAUACCAGGUUUUAGAUGGUUUUAAAAGAACGAAAAGGAGAAUAUAAGCAAGAGAUAGUUCUUUAACAGGUUCUUGAUGUUAAGGUUUUUUUAACCAAGCCAAAAUGUUUCUACAAGUCUAGAUCCAGGCCGGUGUACAGGGUUACAGCACUGAUGGCAAGUUGAUAAAGUAAGACCAUUACAUGUCUUUCAAAGUUGACAUGUGGUUCAAGGCCUAUGUGUAGCAUAGAAGUAAAUUAAACAUAUGAAAAUUCAGACUUAUACUCGUGACCUAUAAAAUGGGCCAAAUGUGAGAUUUAACCAUUUUGUUGAUUGACCCAAAAUACAUCAACCCUGGAAUAUACUAUUUUAGGGACUAAAACCAGAUUUAGACACAGGUACAGGUACAGGGGUGUAGGUACAGGCUCAGACUUGUAGUACCUGUACCUGUACCUCACUACUGUAUUUCACAUACUAAUCUAUGCUCUUCAAUGACGAUAGAAACAAACAAUUAAUGGACUGUUUAUUCAGACUUCAAGUAAAUUUUCAAAAUGCAGAAAACCCAGUACAUGCUUUCAAGAGGAUUUUACAUAAAAGAGGUUGCUGAUUUUAACACCCAUACAGUGUUUUAAUAUUUGUCAGGGCUCGAAAUACUGGGUGCAUGUGCACCCAGGUGCACCCAAAACUGGGGCUGUGCACCCAAUUAUUUUCUGUGGGUGCACAUGGUGCACCCAAAUAUUUUCUUAGGUUUAUGUAUGUAAAGAUAUCAAAGUAUACUAGUAUACAUCAUAUUUUUGAUGUGUUAGAAAGAUAAUAAAAUGUCUGUCAUGGUACUUGUUUAAGAAUUUGAUAGCUUGUAACUAAGUUUUAUUAUUAGGUUAUUACUUAAAUUUAAGUGGUGUACCCAAAAAAUUUUUGGUGCACCCAAUUUUUCCAAGCUGGGUGCACCAGUGCACCUAAUCCCAAAAAUGAAUUUCGAGCCCUGUUUGUGGUAGGAACAUUUGAGUGUAAGGUACAGUAGGGAUACUUAUGUUCAGGUAUUUUUUACCUGUAUUGUUUACCGUUCAUUCAUAAAGCUUAGACAUCCAUGUAGUAAGAUACACCAAAUAGCAAUUACUCAAGCAACUGGAUAUGAUUUUGGAUACGGUCAGAUGUUUCAGAUAGAAAGAUCCGUCAUCUUUCGUCAGUGUCAGUGACACUGAAUAGAUCCUGUUGUAGAACAGGUUUUAUAUCCUGAAAAGUCUUACCUUUGUUUCCUAUUGAACUACAAAAAAUUGCCUUCAACUCUUUUGCCCAUCAAUUCAUAGAUUGAAUAUAAAACCUGCUUUACAACAAGAUCUGUUCAGUGUCACAGACCAAAGAUAACUGAUGUUAUCUGAAAUGUCUGACUGUUUCCGAAAUCAUAUCCAGCUUGUAAUAACUAUUUGGCAUAUUGUUUACAGUACUUUACCAGUAGUGGGUACCCAUACACAUUUCUACAUGUGACACGAUUAAAGGCAUUCACUCAAUACA